AUGGCCGACGGUGUAUAUACUCUCCAAGAGGUGGCGAAGCAUACCAGCAGGACAGACCUUUGGGUUACCCUGUGGAAUCACGUCUACAAUGUAACAGACUACCAAGAAGACCACCCUGGUGGCAAGGAGUUUCUGCUCGAGAAUGCUGGCACAGAUGCGACCACUGCAUACGAAGAUAUUGGCCAUUCAACCGACGCCAGAGAAAUUCUCGAAAACUUCCGCAUUGGACGAAUUGCAGACGAAGACUGGACCGACCAUGAAGCCGCGAAGAUGCCCACGAUCAAGCCAAGUAGAGUUCAUGUGGUGAACAACCUGCCUGCGCCGACGUCGUAUCGCUUCCAUCUUUCAGCUCUCGGCUUUGGUCUAGCAUCUGUUGUGCUUUCCAUUGUAGCUGGUCGAAGAUUCUCACCGCUCUUGCACCGUUUCCAAAGCGCUGGGUUCUGGAAGGGUUUCGCCGUCUCUUCCCUCGCCAGUAUGGCUUUGGCAGGAUAUGCCAGUCUGUGGGCAACGAAAAGUUUCGAUGUUGCACACAAGGACUUCCAAUCUUAUCCAGCGCAUUUCAAAGCCAAAUCUACUUCAUCGAAACCAUCAAAGAAGAAGGACAUCAAUCUCGGUGUUCUCAACGCCCGUGUCUACCAGCCUUUCCCAUUGAUCGACAAGUUCAACAUUUCCCACGACACCAUCCGCUUCGUCUUUGGACUCCCCCAUGAAAACUCCGUGCUUGGUUUACCAACUGGCCAGCACAUCGCAAUCAGGCACGAAGUAGAUGGAAAGCAACUUGCACGAUCCUACACGCCAACAUCCAGCAACAAGGACACAGGCCGCCUGGAAUUGACCGUCAAGAUCUACGAGGGCGGCAAGCUGACACCCUGGUUGAGCAAAUUGAACAUUGGCGACACCGUUGAGAUCCGAGGACCAAAGGGCGAGAUGAAGUACCACAAGAACCUAGUCAAAGAGCUUGGAAUGAUCGCAGGUGGCACUGGUAUCACACCUAUGUUCCAACUCAUCCGCCGUAUCUGUGAAGACCCUCGCGACGACACUAAGACGACUUUGCUAUAUGCCAACAAGACUGAAGAGGACAUCCUGCUGAAGGACGAACUGGACAAGUUUGCUGAGAAGUACGACCAGUUCCACGUUCACUACGUCUUGAGCAACCCAUCGCAGAGCUGGAAAGGCGAGAAGGGUCGUAUCAGCAAGAAGAUGAUUGAGGAGCGUCUCCCUGCACCAGCUGGUAGGGAUACCAAGGUUCUUGUUUGCGGGCCGGACCCUAUGAUGGAUUCUAUGGUGAACUACCUACAGGAACGUGGCUUCAAGCCACCUGGCAAAAUCUCGAAGCCUCAGGAUGAGAUCUUCACUUUCCAGUGA
Messenger RNA from Alternaria atra, 1365 nucleotides. RefSeq lists its product as uncharacterized. Lineage: Eukaryota; Fungi; Ascomycota; Dothideomycetes; Pleosporales; Pleosporaceae. The record is from RefSeq and is a predicted model, not a curated record. Gene Ontology annotation, cellular component: endoplasmic reticulum. The coding region runs from base 1 to 1365 and encodes 454 amino acids. The transcript is spliced from 2 exons. Gene Ontology annotation, molecular function: oxidoreductase activity.